Messenger RNA from Lactuca saligna, 441 nucleotides. NCBI's taxonomy places the organism in Eukaryota, Viridiplantae, Streptophyta, Magnoliopsida, Asterales, Asteraceae. The record is from the annotation of a GenBank genome assembly.
AUGCCUCACUGCGCCGACAAUAUUUUUAAAAUCCAGUAUUCCAUCGGGUGGAGCGACCUUGAUCCUGCACUUGAAAGAUACUGCUUAAAUCAAACAAGGGUUACGCACGAUUUCAUGACAACAUUUGUAUCAAAGAAUCCAAGAGGUGCGUUCUUGAAUUACAGAGAUCUUGACAUCGGCGUAAUGACCGGAGAAAAUUACAAUGAAGGACACACAUUCAGUAGCAAAUUAUUCACAUACUCUAAAAUGGAAAUUGAGGAGGAAACAGGAACCAUUCAUAUACUCUCCAAUUUACCCCUGUUUCACCAGGUUGUUGAAUUCAAUCUUGAAGCUGCACAACAAGGGAUGGUUUACAUUGAUGAAGUUGAUAAGAUAUCCAAAAAGAUAGUGAACGUGCUUGAAAAGGGGGUGAGGAAGCAUCCUAGAGGUGAUAACAUUUAG